Bombina bombina (fire-bellied toad) is the source of this 4897-nucleotide messenger RNA. RefSeq names its product ADP dependent glucokinase (gene ADPGK). Gene Ontology annotation, cellular component: endoplasmic reticulum. The transcript is spliced from 7 exons. Gene Ontology annotation, molecular function: ADP-specific glucokinase activity. NCBI's taxonomy places the organism in Eukaryota, Metazoa, Chordata, Amphibia, Anura, Bombinatoridae. Gene Ontology annotation, biological process: glucose metabolic process. The record is from RefSeq and is a predicted model, not a curated record. The coding region runs from base 289 to 1767 and encodes 492 amino acids.
UGACCCUGUUGGUUCUACAGUGCUCAGAGUUGCACUGAAACUGAAAGGCUUUAUUGUGACAGCUAAACUGGUUCAGCACCGGGAGCCACCAGCUCAUUCAUUUACUAAAAUGUGUAGAUGCAGCUAAAUUAACCGAGGUGCGGGCUGGACGAGAAGUGUGCCUUGUUAGAUGAUUUGUGCAGCUGUAUUGGAACAGCCCAUGAGUUAGCUAGCUGUCUAAGCUUGUGAUAGUGGGAUGAAACAACACUAAUUAAUUUGUUAGUUGAGUUACGGUAUCCUCGAUCAGAAAUGUGGGGUAAGACAGUGUGUAUUGGGCUGCUAGCGUUUGCAUUGGGGUGUCUCCAUCACUUGCAUCCUGAGAUCCCAGAAGCAGCGUUUGAAUACAUAUCUUCGUCUCUGAGGAGCAUCACCUACAGGGAUUCUCCCCCCUCCUCCCCAUCCUUGGAAGAAUCGCUCUCUGAUUCAUGGAACCGACUAAUUGUGGCCCCUGGCAAGAGCUGGGGGAGGGUGGCUGUGGGAGUGAAUGCCUGUGUGGAUAUCGUGCUCUCUGGAGUGAGCUUGUUGCAGGCGCUGGGUUUAUCUCCUAAGUCUGCAGGUGAUCAUUCAGUCUUAAAUACACAAGAGGAACUGUCUGAGACCUUCCAGCACUACAUGCGGUUGGGGGCAGCUGCGGAACGCUUCUAUAGUGAUGGAGACAGCUUCCAGCGUAUCUCUGCAACUGCCUCACGGGACCCUGGGGCACAGCACUUUGUGGGAGGAAAUGCAGCACUCAUUGCUCAGAGACUGGCUACUCAUCCUGACCUGGAGGUUGUCCUUUGUGGUCCGAUUGGCCCCAAACUGCAUGAACUGCUAGAUGAGCGAAUCUUAGUGCCACCCGCAUCCUUGCAGGAGCAGGAUGAGUAUCACCUUAUACUGGAAUACAAGGCAGGAGAACAGUGGGGCUCUGGAAGGGCUCCUGCUGCUAACAGGUUCAUUUUCUCCCAUGACUUGUCUAAUGGUGCUAUGAAAUCGCUGGAGGUUCUUCUCUCGAGCCUGGAAGAUUUCCAGCCUAAUCUAUUGGUGCUAUCUGGGCUCCAUAUGAUGGAAGGGCUGAGUCGGGAGUCUCGAGAAACCAGGCUUAGAGAGGCUGCAGCCUCGCUGUCCUCUGUACCUUCUGAUAUACUCAUUCAUUUGGAGUUGGCCAGUAUGACUGAUGGGGAGCUGAUGCGAGGAAUUAUUUACCAGCAGGUUUUUCCUCUGAUAAGCUCUUUAGGACUCAAUGAGCAGGAACUUCUAUUUCUCACAAAGUCAGCCUCUGGUCCUCAUUCCUCUGUGCUAGACUGGUCCGGAAUACCAGAUGUGGGGAUAGUCAGUGACAUACUUUUCUGGAUCCUUCAAGGUUCCAAUAAUGGAGCAUCCACACUGACACGUAUCCACUUCCACACCUUAGCUUACCAUAUUCUAGCCACAACUGAUGGUUUCUGGGAUAACCAAGUUGCUGCCGUUGCUGCUGGUGCAAGGGUUGCUGGUGCCCAGGCUUGUGCCAGUGAAACAAUUGACCCAGCUCGUGUGAUGCUGAAGAGCCCAUUGGAGUUUGUCAGCUCUCGAGAAGAGUCAGGAACUAUUGUCAAGGUGAGCCCAAAGGAACCUGUUGCAGUGUGGAGUAGGGUAGGAGUAACAUUUUACUUCACGCCAGUGCUGAUCUGUAAGAAUCCUACUCGGACUGUCGGUUUAGGUGAUGCCAUCUCUGCAGAAGGUCUUUUGUUCUCAGAGGCAAAGGUUCAUUGAUGAUGCACAUACCUAUCUGCUUAAGAACUUGAUAGCAGAACCAAGUUGAUUAGUUCUACAGAAUACUGGUAUACACCAUUUAUGACCAUACUGGUCUGCAAGACAUGUGUGGGUUAUGAAGGCAUUAUGUGUUUGUGUAUUGGUGAUAGCUACAGACCACAUUCACACUGGCAUCUUUGCCAACAUAUUUAGCAGUAGGCUGUAGUAUAUUGAGAAUUGUUACCUAUAUUAUGUGAGCAGUGACCUGCCCUUCUCUGUGAGGUACAAGGAUCUGUAACAAAUCUCUUUAAACUGCAGCUUAAAUGCAAUACCAGAAAACAGGGGUUGCCUGGAAAAAAAUAAUGCUUUGAGAUUUUAAUUUUAGUUGCUAAUACUGUGUAUAGAGCACAAAGCUUUUCGCCUGUUGUACUGCAGCUUUCAGCAAAGAGACGGGUAAGUAGCUAUGUCCCACCACAUUCUUUCCUUGCUGAAAGGCAGAUAGCCUCUUAUGUUUCUCUAGGGAUUAAAUUCAAGAUUGUAAAAAAGUAUAACUUGCUAAUUUUUUUUUUUUUUUUUAAAUAUUCUAUAACCCAGUUUUUAUGAUAGUGUUGAUUUAGCUCAUAAAUGUAGCUGCGUGUAGAAUAAGCAGAAACUAAACUUUUAGAAUUCUAAUUUGUUUCCCAAGAGAACUGUUGUACAUUACUGCAGUGUUGUAACAGCCAAGAUGACCACAUAAGUAAGAUAUGUUCUAUCUAUCUAUCUAUCGUCAGUACAGAGAGAGUAAGGAGUAGGAACGUAGGGGAGAGAGCAGGAAAGAAUCAAUUAUAUCUAGAAAUCCUUGUGAAAGAGCCAAGUCCUAAUCUUUUUUUUUCUCAGUUUAGGGUAAACCUAGGUAACAACAAGUUCCAAUAGAGGUGUAUUCUGCAUUGAAUACUAUAUUGCUUAAGUGUAUGACUUAAAGGGACAUAAUACUCAAAAUGUGUUCCAUCUAAAAUAGAAUGUUUAUAGUGCGUUUUUUUGGAAAUGUUUUAAUUUUCUUGUGUUAAAUAAAAACAGCUCUUCCAGGGUGAGUGGUCCCUAUCAGCCAAUGAGCAUUAAAGUCCUUGGCCCCAAUUGUACACAAUUAUGCACUUCAUGUUCGUUUCACAUUAAGCUUAAACAGCUUUUACUUAACCCUUUUCAUGCACAAAUAUUUGUAACCCAUUUAACUGCUGCUCUUUCACAUACCAUAUAAAUAAUUUGAGUACCAUGUCUCAUUAACCCCUUCAUUCCGGGGGGGGGGGGCAAACUUCUGAUGUAAACACUUGCUAGAUCAUUGAUGCAAUCAUGUAAUGUCAAGACUGGGAUCGGAUUAUGUGGGACUGCCUACGAUGCUAGGCACGCCCCCCCCCCCCCCAGUCCAAGCUUCCAUUUUCUCAAAGGUUGAGGUCGCAGGUAAACGUGUGGUUGCUUUAAGCAAACUGCUAUGUUACCCUUCUAAAUUCUUGUAAUAAAAUAUUUAACAACGUUUGAAUUUCCAUUAGACACCAGCAGUAACUUUACAAUCUUGACUUUUAAGCUCUAAAGAAAUUGUGGCAAAAAUUGUCCCUUUCUCUAGUUUACCUCUGGUGGGUACUGGGUCUCAUACUAAAGGGUGAUAGUGUGUAGGUUAGUCCCUUUACUAAAGGGGCAUUAAACUGAAAAUAUAAGUCCCAAUAAAAUAUUGACUUAAAGGGACAUGAUACCCAAAUGUUUAAACGCUUGAAAGUGAUGCAGCAUAGCUGUAAAAAGCUGACUAGAAAAUAUAACCUGAACAUCUCCAUGUAAAAAAGAAAGCUAUUUUGUCUCAAAAUGUCCUAAGUAUUCAAACCCCAUUGCAAAGGACUUUAAGCAGCAAAUCAGCAUGUCUGUCCCGGGACCUGCAAGGGAGUGAGCUUUGUGCACACUCAUGUUAUUUCCCUAUUCAGUUUAAGGAAGUUUACUAUGUAAUCUCAUGAGAGUUAAAUCAAAUCUCAUGAGAUCACAGUAAAACAGUUCAUGACCUCAGCACUGCUGAUGCUUAUUGGUUGCAGUUCAUUUCUUAUUUUUUUUUUUUUACCUGCAGCUGAGCAGCAGUUGAGUAUAACUUUUAACACAGAACUUACUCUAGUGAGCUGAGAAAAUUGUGAGGUAAAAUAUCUUUUUUUUUUUUUUUACAUAGAUGCUCAGGUGAUAUUUUCCUGUCAGCUUUUUACAGUUAUACUGCAUCAGUUUUAAGUGAUUUAGCAUAUGAGUAUUAUGUCCCUUUAACUAAAAUAAGACAGCUUUGCAUUAUGCACUCAUUAUUUUUGUUUUCCUGUUUUUGCUUUAAAAUAGCUUGCAAUUGUGCCUCUGUCAUAUUAUGUAUGGUGAAAUUACAAUUGACCUUACAACAUUAUACAUAGUUAGCACAGAGCACAAGCAGUUUACAUCUAUCACUAACUGGCCAUAGCAAAGGAGAUCAGGAACAUGGAUUCCACCAGACUUUUCCAGGGUUGUAUCCCUGAACUGCUCAUGUACACACACACACCCCAAUUCCACUUUUACAUCCUUUUAAACCCUGUAUUAGUAUUGUCAACUUUGCAGUACAUCUGUCUGGGAAUUUUUAUUCCAUGUCAUGAAGUUUUAAUAUAUUUCUCAUUCUUACCCCCCAUAUUAGGGCGUAGCUUUCUUUCAAUUAGCAUAGAAGUCUGACAAAGGGUUUAUUGAGCUGUUCUUCCUUCAUCAAGGAAAAAAGUGGUUGGGAUUAUACAAGGACCAAAAUGUUUUAUUGGUAAUCGGUUUUAGAAUUUCCUUUUUGAUAUUAAUAGCUGAUACUAUUUGCACUGCCAGAAAGGAAUUGUUAACUUAUUACAUUGAUCUGGGUGCUUCAGAUCUAUACCAAAACUUGAUGUCCAGUGUCUAUUUAUUACACUCCCUUUCUCUGCACUGAGGCAUUAACUUGAACUGUUACAAGUAAUACUAACAAUGUUCAAUGUUAACCUACCUCUUGGUCUCUUCCUAUUUGCUAACUGAUUCAGAGGUUAACUUCUUCCUUAUCCCCAUUGUCUAGUUGCAUUGAUCACUGGAAAAUAUUCCUUCUCCUAUGUUUGUAAUAUAUCGAAACAAGGCUUUGUAAAAACAUUUUUUAAUAAAACAUUCCCACUUCAAUGUA